CGAUGCGGCAGAAGCAAAAGCAAAGGAUCUUGCCAAUGCUCGCUCUCUUUCGGCUUUCAGCCCCCUGCUCAUCAUCAUAUCUCUUGCUACUCUGUCUGCAGCCAUGGCUGUCGGGAAGAACAAGCGGAUCUCCAAGGGGAAGAAGGGUGGCAAGAAGAAAAUUGUCGACCCCUUCUCCAAGAAGGACUGGUAUGAUAUCAAGGCUCCUAACACCUUCACGCAGAAGUCGCUUGGGAAGACCCUUGUCACCAGAACCGCGGGUACCAAGAUUGCCUCCGACGGGUUGAAGGGUCGUGUGUUCGAGGUCUCCUUGGCUGAUUUGCAGAAUGACGAAGAUCAGGCUUUCCGCAAGAUUAAGCUGAGGGCCGAGGAUGUGCAGGGCAAGAAUGUUCUUACUAAUUUCUGGGGCAUGGACUUGACGACGGACAAGCUGCGGUCUCUGGUGCGUAAGUGGCAGAGUUUGAUUGAGGCUCACGUGGAUGUCAAGACUACAGACAACUACCAGCUCCGCAUCUUCUGCAUUGCGUUCACUAAGAAGAGGCCCAACCAAAUUAAGAAGACCUGCUACGCGCAGAGCAGCCAAAUCCGCCAGAUUAGGCGGAAGAUGAGGGAAAUCAUGACCAAGGAAGCCCAGACUUGUGACUUGAAGGAACUUGUUGCCAAGUUUAUCCCUGAGGUUAUUGGGAAGGAAAUUGAGAAGGCAACCCAAGGAAUCUACCCACUCCAGAACACGUUCAUUAGGAAAGUGAAGAUCCUCAAGGCUCCCAAGUUUGACUUAAUGAAGCUCAUGGAGGUUCAUGGGGACUACAGCGAGGAAGUCGGUGCGAAGAUUGAGAGGCCUGUUGGGGACGAUGCCGAAACCGAUGCUGCUGCUGCCGCCGAGCCAGUUCCCGGGGCCUAGUCUAUUAUUAUGUACUCUGAUGAAUUCAGCACAAUGUAUUCAAAUAUUUCUGACUCCAUCUUCGCCAAUUGCUACAUUCUUCUUACCUAGGCAAUUUCCCUUGUGUUGAGUGUGAACUGUAACACGAUAGACUUAUUCUUUGCGGCAUGGUUAUGGACAGUUACUUAUGAACGAUAAUUUGAGGAUAUUUUUAGUCUU
Messenger RNA from Physcomitrium patens, 1099 nucleotides. RefSeq names its product small ribosomal subunit protein eS1y. Gene Ontology annotation, biological process: translation. Gene Ontology annotation, cellular component: ribosome. Gene Ontology annotation, molecular function: structural constituent of ribosome. Lineage: Eukaryota; Viridiplantae; Streptophyta; Bryopsida; Funariales; Funariaceae. The record is from RefSeq and is a predicted model, not a curated record.